GUACCGUAAGAACAAGAAUCGAGCGCGAAGAAAUCAAAUUGGUUUACACUAGCUCGUAAAAAAGAUAUUGGAUAUUGGACCUAUUGUAUACGCGGCCUGUUUUUAAGGAGUGUUACAAUGACUCUUUCCGUGAAGCAGUAUGUCUUGAUCUUUGGGAUGCUUUUUUCUGGCACUAUAAACACAAUUUCCAAGAAGGUUCAGCUUGACUGCAUUGCAAAUGGCUACUUCAAUCACUCAGCAAAUAAUACGCGUUCUCCACACUAUUUCUACAAACCAUGGUUUCAGACCUUACUUAUGUUUUUUGGGGAGGCUUUCUGCAUUAUUGCUUUUAUGGCAAUGAGAAUUAGAAAAAAAAGACGUCUCGCAUCAUAUAAUUACAGUACUAGCCUCAUGGAACCAAGAGGUCGAAGCCUAGUAAACACACCUGUUUUUAAUUGGAUUUUUAUAUUGCCAACGUGCUGUGAUCUGCUUGGUUCGACAUUGGCAGGUAUUGGUCUUCUGUAUAUCGAUGCAUCUAUCUGGCAAAUGUUACGUGGGUCACUUAUAGUAUUUGCUGGUAUUCUUUCCGUUAUCUUUCUCAAACGGCGUUUACGUUACUUUCAAUGGACUGGAAUUUUGAUCACUGUGUUUGGAUUAGCUCUUGUUGGUUCAAAGUCAGUAUUCAGUAAAAAUUCAGUCAAAACAACUACUUUACAAUCAGUAAUAGGACUGACAUUAGUUCUGGCUGGUUCAUUGACUUCUGCUGCACAAAUGGUAAUCGAAGAGAUAUUUCUGAAAAAACGUGGUUUCCAUCCUUUACAAGCUGUUGGUAUGGAAGGAAUUUUUGGAUGCAUCUUAAUGUGUGGUAUUGUACUUCCAAUUGUACAUUUUAUUCCUGGCAAUGAUUUAAAUGGAUCAUAUGAAAAUGUGAUCGAUGCAAUUUAUCAAAUUGGAAAUAAUUAUAUUCUCUUAGGAAAUUGUAUCUUAUACAUAUUUUCUAUUGCAAUAUUUAAUUAUUGUGGUCUGUCGAUUGCUCGAAGUCUUAGUUAUAAUAAAGAAUUUACGAAAUUUACAAUCAAAAUUCAUCGUAUGGGAGUUAAUCAGUCAAUUAUCUAUAAUAUAGAAUCUGAUAUUUGUGUACAUCGAUUGAAGUAG
Schistosoma turkestanicum is the source of this 1134-nucleotide messenger RNA. Lineage: Eukaryota; Metazoa; Platyhelminthes; Trematoda; Strigeidida; Schistosomatidae. The record is from the annotation of a GenBank genome assembly.